AUUGAGUAACUCGCAGUGCCCAGUAUUUGAAUAUUAAGUAGAAAUGGAUAUCAAAUAUGCGGUGGAGAGCGCCCACGAUGAGAACAUAUUGACGCAUGAAUUGCCGCUGGACAAGGAGCUCUGGUAUUUUCAGUUGUAUUUGUCGUUUAUGUUGUCGCUAAUGACUUUGGAACCACAUCCCGAGGAUAGUUUUAGUUGUAAUGAGGAUAUGGUACGAAUGCGUCAGCAGUUGUUGCUCUAUAAAGCUGAGGUGGAUGCAUUAAAUCGCAAUGACGAUGACUACUAUGAGAAGAAAGAGCAGCUAAUCUAUAAGAUUUUCUGCGAAUUUCGAGGCAUUCCAAACGAACUCGACUUGCAAGAGAAUCCUCAAGAAUAUGAAUAGCAUCGCAGUUUAUAAAACAGUUUGAAUGAUUAUAAUUUUCAAAAUAAAAUUUUUAAUAAAGUAAUUAUUUGUUGAUUAUGAAAGUUAA
Drosophila innubila is the source of this 470-nucleotide messenger RNA. RefSeq lists its product as uncharacterized. The record is from RefSeq and is a predicted model, not a curated record. The transcript is spliced from 2 exons. NCBI's taxonomy places the organism in Eukaryota, Metazoa, Arthropoda, Insecta, Diptera, Drosophilidae. Bases 44 to 382 code for a protein of 112 amino acids.